This is a messenger RNA of Oxyura jamaicensis (ruddy duck), 2353 nucleotides long. RefSeq names its product regulator of G protein signaling 4 (gene RGS4). The transcript has 5 exons. Lineage: Eukaryota; Metazoa; Chordata; Aves; Anseriformes; Anatidae. The coding region runs from base 234 to 863 and encodes 209 amino acids. The record is from RefSeq and is a predicted model, not a curated record.
CCUCUUCCUCUUGGGUGGGCAGAAAGGGGACGGUUGCUGCUGCUGUGCUGGCUGCUGACUGGGUCACCGAGUGCUGCUGGGCUGGCUGGGCUAGGCUAUAAAACACAGCAGAGCCGGAGCAGCUGGCUCAGAGACCAGGCUGAAUCCCGCCAGCCAGCAAAGGACCUGCACGCAGCCGCUGCCGCCUCCUGCGUUAUUUUUUCCUGGAAUACAGAACCAGCCUUGGGAGCAAGAUGUGCAAGGGACUCGCUGCACUGCCAGCCACUUGCUUAAAAAGUGCCAAAGACAUGAAGCAUCGUCUAGGUGUCUUGCUGCAGAAGUCAGACUCCUGUGACUACAGCUCUUCCCAGGGCAAGAAGGAGAAACUCUCUCCGAGCCAGAGGGUUAGCCAAGAGGAAGUCAAAAAGUGGGCAGAGUCCUUGGAAAACUUGAUCCACCAUGACAGAGGACUGGCUGCCUUCCGUGCUUUUCUCAAAUCUGAGUACAGUGAGGAAAACAUCGAUUUCUGGGUCAGUUGUGAGGAGUACAAGAAAACCAAGUCGCCAGCCAAGCUCAGUCCCAAAGCCAGGAAGAUCUAUGACGAGUUCAUCUCUGUGCAGGCAACAAAAGAGGUGAACCUGGAUUCAUGCACAAGGGAGAAAACGAGCCACAAUAUGCUGGAGCCUACGCUUUCCUGUUUUGAUGAGGCUCAGAGAAAAAUAUUUACCCUCAUGGAGAAGGAUUCUUACCGCCGUUUCCUCAAGUCCCCCUACUACCUGGACUUGGUCAGCCCACCUGGUGCUGGCUGUGGGCCUGAAAGCUGCCAAAGAACCCACACUCACACCUUAGACUGCAACUCCAACAUUAUCUCUCAGUGUGCCUGAACCUGCAGCAAGGCCAGGAGCAGGCUGGGCAGGCAAGGAAAUAUUUGGCAGCAAAAGCAUUCAUUGGCAUGAAGCAACAGAGCUGUCUUCAGUAGCUGUCUAAUGUCCCAGUUGUGUCCCAUGUCAUGCAACAGCCAGCAUUUGUAACCCAAGCCAGGCUCAGUUUGUGUAGCAAACCCUCCUCUGACUCCACCUGCGUAGGAGCCCUGGAGUCUGACGUGAAAGCUGGGCGAAAUCAUUGCGUGCCCGCAGUUCCUGACGAGCACCAAGCCCGGGAGGGCGGGAGCGGUAGGGAAGGGAAGGGGCGCACACGCUAGAGCCCAGCACUAACCACGAAGGGACCAGUCCUGCCAGGCUGCGGUGUGACACCUAGCAAGGGGCGGGGGAAGCCAAGGGAAGUGGUGGGGACUGAGAUCUCCCCUUUCUAACCAGCAACAGCUUAAGUGAAAAAGACUUGGUCUGCUCCUUAGCUGUUCAUAUAGCUCCCAGAUGUUUAGGCUUUCAGUAGUAUUGCUCAGAACUCGGGCUGUGCUGCAUUACAGUGAUCGGACGUGCGAGAAGCUCCUACUCUUUCUUGGAGACCAGAACUUUUCAGACUAGCAAACAGCCUCCUGUGGUCAUCACAGCCCAAGCUGCAUGAAAGCUCUCCCCUCAGCCGCUUUUCUCUCUGUAGCAUCUAGUUGCAGCUGGCCAAGGAUCUUUUCUAGGGCUGUACAGAGCUAUUAUUUUACAGGCAGUUCAUUAUUUCAAGCGUAUUUAUAUCCUUUAUGCUCCCAGACUUAGAACGCCAUCCUGAUACCAUAGCUGAGCAGAACAGGAACAUGUUCCUUCUCCCAGGCUGACACUUGUGCAUUACUGUCUCUGGGAGUGCCAUCUGAAUUCAGGUUUGCCUGCCCCGACUUGUAUGAAGCAGUUGGUGAUGGCACAGGACCACUACCACAACAGCUGAGGAGGAAAGGCCCUGCUUGGGAGUGUUUGAGAAAAAAAUCAAAAUAAAAUGUUAUGUUUUUGAGUUUGUGGUUGAGUAACUGCAUUACUCACUUUGUCCUGAAGGUGGUAGGAGGAAUAUGCUGCCCUUGUUACUGCUCCUGGGCUGGCGAUCGUGCUCUCCCCUUGGCCUUUCUCUAGCUGGAAAUUGCUUCUCUGACAGCCGUGUGUUCCUUACCCUGCACCCCAGUCUAGACAUCUGUUCUCACGCUGGGGUUUUGGUAUGGCAGGGGAGGGCUGUGGUUGUCCAGUAGGUGCUUUGAGGUCCACAAAGAAGCAUCUCUUUUAACAUUUGCUUUAUUUUGUAUUUAUUAGUGUGCUGACACGUACCACCCUGCAUGUUCAGCUACAAGAUGGAGAGGCUUGCUAAAACUCUGAACAUAGCUGAGCAUGUGGCUAUGUUUUCUUUUCCCCUGGUACUGGGAACUCUUGAUAACUCUUGCAAAGAUGUAUUAGCAAUUAAAUAACGAUGAAUACAUUCUAAAUAAAAAAUGUUUGCAUUA